Molecule: messenger RNA, 1320 nt
Organism: Aureobasidium musti
Lineage: Eukaryota; Fungi; Ascomycota; Dothideomycetes; Dothideales; Saccotheciaceae
Source: the annotation of a GenBank genome assembly
AUGGAGAGCAUGAAUGUACAUACCGCCAUACUACAAGAGGUGGCCAAGAAGCAUGCCGAUUUGAUCAACGGCAUGAACGCAUUGUAUGCCACCUUGAUCAAGAUGCGUUACCUCCGAGAAGAUGAGGUCAUCUAUCCUCCGUACGGAGUGGCUGGCAAGCCUGCAGUAGCUGUCGAACAGCUCAAAGCUGCUGGCUUCGUGCCCGAGGUGAUAGCUCUCAUGGAACUGCUACCUUAUCCGUCAAACGAGGCACUGGAGUACUGGUCGGAGCAAGAGGAGGGCAUACCAAUUGCGCCAGACAGCGGUGCCUUGUCGUAUCUCGAAGGUCACGACUGGGACCGCACGAUAGCAACAUCCAGACAACCACUACGGGCUGGUGAGACUGGUUUACCGGCGUGGGCCUUCAAGAUCACGUUUUGUGGUGAAAACUGGGGUACGGAGUACUUGUACGACACAAGAGAUAGAAGAAUGAGACGGUGGGCGUCGAAGAGCGAAAGUACAGAAUACGAGCAUCAGCCCAAUCGAGCAACAAUACAAUCCUGGGAUCUUCUGCGCAACGAGCUACUCAGUCUGGACUGGAUUCCAUGGCGCGACGAGGGCGAAUGCUACCAAGUUCUCAAUAUACAUGCACGACCAAGCCUUCUUUCUGGAGUAGGCGCAACGAAUCGUUAUGAAGAACACGACGGCGAGACAGAGCUGCUGCAGAACGAGCAUACGAAAUUGAAACGACACAUCGAGGCCGCGCGAAUAAGAAUCCCCUCACUAAACGCUGCCUUGAAAUCAGGCCGACAACGAUCAGGUUCGUUGAGUACCGAAGAACUCAAGCAGCUGGCGACUGAGCACAAGAUUUCGUUAGAGCACUCUCCGACCCGACAUGUGCAGCCAGAAGGCUGGGGCAUAGGAAUGGUGUUGGACGGCGUGGAGCGGAAUGCGCCAGACAACAAGGCACUGCGCCAGAAGAUCUUGUCCAUGCGACAUGCCAGUGCUCAGCAACUGCGCAAUACAGCAAUGGAAUAUGGAUGUCCUAUUCCAGAGGUACCAGCACCACCUCCUGCACCACCGUUGGAAAUAGACUCCAAGGUCGAAGUCGCNAAGGCGGUGCAGAACAUGUUCACUGUCAAACGUCAAAUGUUCAAGGAGUGUGGAUGGGAGGAGGUGUUCGAUGGCGAGAUGUUCGAAGCAAAGCGGAGGGACUUGAUAGAUGAGUACCAUGCUUUCUUCUCGCUACUAGGGCCCAGGGGACAGAACGUUCAUGACGCUGUCCAGGGGGCGUGGUUGAGAGACUGGUUCAGGCAGAAGGCUGGCGAGAAAGCUGUUUAG